Molecule: messenger RNA, 972 nt
Organism: Cynocephalus volans (Philippine flying lemur)
Lineage: Eukaryota; Metazoa; Chordata; Mammalia; Dermoptera; Cynocephalidae
Gene: CD200R1
Product: CD200 receptor 1
Exons: 7
Coding region: 1-972 (323 amino acids)
Biological process (GO): regulation of neuroinflammatory response
Cellular component (GO): external side of plasma membrane
Molecular function (GO): signaling receptor activity
Source: RefSeq, a predicted model, not a curated record
AUGCUCUGCCCUUGGAGAACUUCUGACCUAGGGUUACAACUGAUUUUGACCAUCUUCUUAGAGGCUGCUUCAAGUAAUUCCUGUAUGGAUGGAAAGCAGACGACACAGAACAUUUCAACAAUUCUCACAGAAGUUCACACUUUACUGUCUCGCCCAAUGGAUACAAAGGCUGUGCUCUGUUGCCCUCUUAUCCCAUUGACAAAUAUGACACUAGUAACAUGGGAAAUAAUCCUCGAAGACAAGCCUGCCUGCAAACUCUCCUAUAGGGGAGACACAAAUGAGACCAGGGAAACCAAUUGUACUGACAAGAGAAUAACUUGGGCCUUCAGACCUGAUCAGAAUCCCGACCUUCAAAUUGAUCCAGUGGCCAUCACCCAUGAAGGGAAUUACGAGUGUAUAAUGGCAGCAUCUGAUGGGAAUUUCCAUCGUAGGUAUCACCUCCAAGUGUUAGUGCCUCCUGAAAUGACCCUGUUUCUACACAAGAAUAGAACUGCGGUGUGCAAGGCAGUUGCAGGCAGGCCAGCUGCACGGAUCUCCUGGAGCCCAGAAGGGGAUUGUGUCACUGAGCAAGAAUAUUGGGGCAACGGCACAGUGACUGUCUGGAGUUCAUGCCGCUGGUCAGACAGCAAUGUGUCUGCUGUGACCUGCUCUGUCCUUCAUUUGACUGGCAACAAGAGUCUGUUCAUAGAGUUGCUUCCUGGUACCAAAACAUCAGUAAAAUUAUAUAUUCUAUAUCUCAUCCUCCCCAUUAUUUUGAUCAUCGUGGGAUCCAUUUGGUUUUUGAAAAUCCGUGGCUACAGGAAAUGUGAAUUGAAAAAAACAGAAGUUCCUCCAGUUGUUGAGGAGGAUGAAAUGCAGCCCUACGCCAGCUACACAGAGAAGAGCAAUCCACUCUAUGAUACAACAAACCGGGUGAAGGUGUCUCAGGUCUUACAAAGUGAGGCUGAUGGCCUGGGCCUCCCUACUGUAUAA